Messenger RNA from Rhizopus microsporus ATCC 52813, 666 nucleotides. RefSeq names its product EF-hand. Gene Ontology annotation, molecular function: calcium ion binding. Lineage: Eukaryota; Fungi; Mucoromycota; Mucoromycetes; Mucorales; Rhizopodaceae. The record is from RefSeq and is a predicted model, not a curated record. The coding region runs from base 1 to 666 and encodes 221 amino acids. The transcript has 4 exons.
AUGUCUGGAUUUUUUAGAAACAGCCAACACAACCCCCAAGGCUUUGCCCCUCCACCACAGACACCCUAUUAUUCAUCUUAUCCACCUCAACAACAUACACCACUACAGCGUAGUCAUACGCUAUCGGCAAAUGAUAGAAGAGAGCAAUAUCUUUGGAACUUAUUUCAACGAGUCGAUACGGACCGUUCAGGAUCCAUCUCUGUUCAUGAGCUACAACAAGCCUUGGUGAAUGGAGACUGGAGUCCGUUCAAUAUCGAGACGGUGCGUAUGAUGGUAAACAUAUUCGAUACAGAUAAUAAUGGCACGAUCGAUUUUCGAGAAUUCAAAGGAUUAUGGAAGUACGUUGAAGAUUGGAGUCAGUGCUUUAAAACCUUUGACCGAGAUAAUUCUGGGAGCAUUGAUCGUUAUGAGAUGGGUUAUGCUCUGAGAACAUUUGGGUUUAAUGUGAGUGACCACUUUGUGAAUAUGCUUGUUCAAUCCUUUGACAAAUAUGGCAAUGGCGAGAUCACUUUUGAUAAUUUUGUACAAGCAUGUGUAACAUUAUCAACACUAACAAACCUAUUCAGAUCAAGAGAUUAUGAAAAUAGAGGUUCAAUCACUAUCAACUAUGAAGAUUUUUUGACGUUGGUCAUAAGUGGUCGCCCUGAUAUGAAAGGAAAUUUCUAG